GCCCUUCACAACAGCCAAGAUGGCGACGGCCACCCGCCUCAUCCAGCGGCUCCGCAACUUCCUGGCGGGGCGGGACCUCCAGGCCAAGCUGGCGCUGCGCUACACGGAGAUCUCCAAGAGGACACAGCCGCCGCCCCGGCUCCCGGUGGGCCCCAGCCACAAACUCGCUGACAACUAUUACUGCACCCGGGACGGGCGCCGGGAGGCAGGCCCACCCAUCGUGGUCGCCUCGGGGCUGAAAACCCUCCCUGCAGGAGCUCAGGGCAGCAGCUCAAGCUCUUCAGUGACAACAACUGACAAAAAGCCAGUGACACCAGGGCCUGUUCUUAAGAAGUGGGAAAUCUCAAAAGACCAGCCCUAUUUGUGAGAAAUGAGCAUGGCAAGGCUGGAUGUACAGAUCUCGGUCCAUUAAAAAGCAGCACUCUCGUGGUAAGCCUGCAGUGGAUUUAGUUACGAAGAUGCUAUACAGAACGUAUUUGCACGCACAACUAGUAAAUAUAUUUAAAAUUGUGA
This is a messenger RNA of Gallus gallus (chicken), 513 nucleotides long. It is a transcript of the gene NDUFA7, whose product is annotated as NADH:ubiquinone oxidoreductase subunit A7. The record is from RefSeq and is a predicted model, not a curated record. Gene Ontology annotation, cellular component: mitochondrial inner membrane. Bases 20 to 367 code for a protein of 115 amino acids. Gene Ontology annotation, biological process: mitochondrial electron transport, NADH to ubiquinone; ATP synthesis coupled electron transport. The transcript has 4 exons. NCBI's taxonomy places the organism in Eukaryota, Metazoa, Chordata, Aves, Galliformes, Phasianidae.